This is a messenger RNA of Melanotaenia boesemani (Boeseman's rainbowfish), 982 nucleotides long. RefSeq names its product C-type lectin domain family 12 member B-like. Gene Ontology annotation, biological process: cellular response to molecule of fungal origin. The coding region runs from base 39 to 773 and encodes 244 amino acids. The transcript is spliced from 6 exons. Gene Ontology annotation, molecular function: (1->3)-beta-D-glucan binding. Lineage: Eukaryota; Metazoa; Chordata; Actinopteri; Atheriniformes; Melanotaeniidae. The record is from RefSeq and is a predicted model, not a curated record.
CACAAAGUUGUGUUUUUCUGCUUGUUUCUCAGGUUUUAAUGAUGGAUGAGGAGGUUUAUGAAAAUCUUCCUCCACCUUUAAAGGGUGGUAAAACAGACAGACCCCCUCGAUUUUGUCUCCUGCUGCUGUUUCUGGGGAUACUGUGUGGUCUUCUGGUGGUGAGCAUCAUCAUCAUCAUCAUCAUCCGCAUUGGUGUGAUCAUGUCCAAUCAGGAUGCAAACCUCAGUGAGAUGAUGCUGAAGAUGAGGAUCUUAGAGAACCAGACUGAGCAGGUCAAGACAGACAGAGAUGAUCUCAAGUGGACACAGGAAGUUAUCCUGAAAUUCAGCAACUUUCCAGUUAAUGACUUCUGCCCCGACAAAAAGUGUCAGCCGUGUCGGAAAGGCUGGAUUCAGUACCAGGAAAAGUGCUACCUGUUUUAUGAAGACAGUCCUUGGAAGACAUGGAAUGACAGCCGACAGUACUGUAAAGAUAAAGCUGCAGAUCUGGUUGUUAUUGAUAACCUGCAGGAACAGGAAUUCGUCAGUCAAAAUACUAAGUUCUACUUUGACAUACAUCACGGAUACUGGAUGGGGCUGCAGAAAACUGACAACAAGUGGGUCUGGAUUGAUGGACAUGAGGACACACUUGGGUACUGGAGAAAUUUAUACACUGAGCUUUAUGGACUGAUGAUACCUGGAACCAAUACCACACAGAGCUGGGACUCAGGAAAGAAUAAAUUUCUGAACAAAUUCAUCUGUGAGGAUGACAAAGUCCUGAUAAGGUCCAAUUAGAUAACAGUGUGUUUGUAUUCUUCCUCUUCAUGUUACCUUACAACAUAACUUUCUGAAUCAUCAGUUCUGGACAAUAAAACCUUUGCAACAAAUAUGUAUCGAUGCUGUUUAGAAAACACAGUUUUAUUUGAAAGACAGAGAUGUUGUCCGUACAGCGUGUCCUGGGUCUUCCCUGAGGCCUCCUUCCGGUGGGAUGUGCCUGUAACACC